UUGUCAGCUGUCAGUUUUCCGCAUGCACGAGCCACGAGGGCUACGAGGUGACCGACCACUCUGUAUGUUUUGAUUUUUCCCAUUCAUACGUCGAUCUGCAAUUCCCGGAAUCGACAAUCUUUUUCAGUGUUUUUUUAAUCUUGAUGUGACAAAAGCUGUCACGAGUCUGAUGCCAACACAAAACUGAAAACUGAACCCAAAAAUGUCUGUAACGGAAGAAAGAAUCGAUGGAGAUUUGGAGCUGGAGCAACUUCUGGGGAUUGCUAGAGCGAAAAGAUCAAAAGUGAAUAACUUGAGACCUUUGAAGGAACUUGCUUUAAGAAAACUAGCAAGUGUUGACUGUGCCAAAACCUCUACAGCACCCUAUCAGUACCUCUCUACUCCGCUACGGAAAGAAAUUUUGAGCUACAUGGCGGCCGGUACAUUCCAACGAAAAUCACAUAUCAUCCAAGCGGAGAAUGACUGGCAUUUUGAACUGGCGAGCCGUCUCUUGAAUGACCAAAUAACGGAGUUUGAGUUUCGCAUCCUUGGUGAUCCAUUCAUCUACAGUUCAGACAAUGAGCGAGACAAAAAAAUGUGGCAGGUGCUGAUUGAAAAUUGUCCUAAAUUGGAGAGAAUCGUGGACAAGCGCUCUGGUAGUCAUCAUGACAACUCUAUGCCAAAGAAGAAAGACUACCACAAGAAAUUUUUAUUCGUGAGAAAUGUGAUGCACCACCUCAAAAAGUUUCGGAAACUGAAGCAUAUUGACCUAGAACACUACGUUUGUGACUCAAAAGAUUUGGCACAGCUUGCCCGUCAUUUUCCUCAGCUGCAAACUUUGUCUGUUGCCUUCAAGUUGGUCCACCGUGAAACUCUGAAUAAUUUGUUCCUUCUCCAGAACUUGGAAAAAUUGGACAUCCAUUGGAACACUUAUAUUCCUAAAAGAGAGAAGAACCAGUUGGUGCUGAAUGAGCAGUCCCACCACCGAAACCACUUCAAAGCAGAAUGCAUCGGGCACCUACCAAGACUGCAGUACUGCUCAGGAGGUGAAAAGUUCCACAAUUUCCUUCCCUACCAAGGCAAAACACAACUCUGCCUAAAGCACAUUAAGGUUUUGGGUGGAUUCAAUUGUAAACUGAUCCCCUUGUUGGAAGAACUGCAUCUUGAAGGACCUCUCAGAAUGAAACCAAAUGCGAUUGGAGCUCUUUCAAACCUGACCAGACUGUUUUUGAUAGAAGUCAAAGACUCAGAUAUUUCUGAUUUGCUAACCCACUGUGGUGGCAAGCUUCAUGAACUGGAAAUAUAUUUUGACUUGGAAGGAGCGACAAAUCCUUACGAGAUAUUCGUCAAGUGCCCGCAACUGCGUUCACUCGACGUAAACUCGAAUCUGUUGAAGGGAGAGAAUGACUUCUUCAAAUCUCAAGUGGAUGCAAACUACUUCAAACGCAUGAGGAAAUUUUCAUAUGAUUGCUCGAAAGACCAUUUCCCACCUGAUUUGACUCUACUUAUACUGACAGUGCCAGACUUGGAAAGUUUUUAUAUGGGUGAUGAGAACUGGAAUAUUUCUAAAGAUGACCUGGCCCAUUUAACUGCGCAGCUAGUCCAAGGACACAUUUUGCAGAGUCUAAAGUCAUUUAAGUUUGUGAGUUUCAAUCCAGAGCCUAGCUUGUGCAAAGAGUUUAUCAAGUUCCUCUGUCUCCUUCCAGUUCAUGCCCCAAACCUUGAAUCUAUUAAAUAUUUAAGUGAAGAUAAUGCAUUUGUAGAGCAAGCUGAAAAAUCUCCUGUACUCAGUGGUAUGAAUCAAAUUGAUGGCUUCUAUAUUUCAGAAUUUUGAGUGAUAUCUUCCGAUAUCUUCUUUGUUUUCAUAUUAGACAUCCGCAAAAAGUAAAUUAGGAAUUUAUUCUCCUUUUGUUAUAUGCUGAUUUGUAAUGGAUGGAUAUAAUAAAAUAAAUAGACUGAUCGAUUUGAUAUCAGAUUGGCUUAAAAACUUAAAAA
Neocloeon triangulifer is the source of this 1974-nucleotide messenger RNA. RefSeq lists its product as uncharacterized. The coding region runs from base 203 to 1813 and encodes 536 amino acids. The transcript is spliced from 4 exons. NCBI's taxonomy places the organism in Eukaryota, Metazoa, Arthropoda, Insecta, Ephemeroptera, Baetidae. The record is from RefSeq and is a predicted model, not a curated record.